UUCAUUUUCAACAAAACUUCAAAUUAUAAAGUGAAAGCUCUGAUCAUCUGUCAGAUUAAUCUGAAUACAAAUAUUGCGUUUUAUUAGUGAAAAAAAUGAUUAAUUGGACCUUAAAACAGCUUUAGGCUUAAUUAAAAGAAUGAGGAAAUUGAUCUAGCAGCGGAUUUGGUUAUAUAGUUCCUACACUGACUGCAGCUAAGAUUACAAUGUUGAAAAUAAACCUAGUCCUGGUUACACUAGGACUGGUCACGUCACGAAGGUAUCUGGUGAAAACAGGAGAGAAGAAAACAAAUAUUACUCAAGAUCCUAAACCUGCAGAUGGGACAGGCUAUGCAGAUGCAGGGUUUACUGGGACGGAUUAUGGAAUGAAAGAUUUUUUAAAGAUGAUGACUCGGGAGGAAAAUUUAGAUGUUGCAAGUGAAGCAUUUAAGCAACUUUUCAAAGAUGAUGAGGAUGAGAAGUCCGCUCCAAAAGAUCCAGAGGAUAUAGCAGACGAUAUUAUUGCUUUAAAAAAGGAAAUAAGUGAUGGACAAUCUGCCAAUGCAAAAAUGGAGUCUAGCCUGUCUAACUUUAGGGUAAAAAGUGCUACAGAUCAGGACAGCCAGGACUUGGAUACAGAGGAUGAUAAUGAUGAUACUGAAGAUACUAAUCAUGCUUGGGAGACUAAAGAUACUAUUCAUUCUGAAGAUACAAAUCAUACUGAUGAUACUGAAGAUACUGAAGAUACUAAUCAUACUUCUGAUACUGAAGAUACUAAUCAUACUUCUGAUACUGAAGAUACUAAUCAUACUUGGGAGACUAAAGAUACUAAUCAUUCUGAAGAUACUAAUCAUACUGAUGAUAAUGAAGAUACUGAAGAUACUAAUCAUACUUCUGAUAUUGAAGAUACUGAAGAUACUAAUCAUACUGAUGAUAAUGAAGAUUCUAAUCAUACUGAUGAUACAAAUCAAAAUGAUGAUGCUAAUCAUAUUAAUGAUACUGAAGAAACUAAUCAAACUGAUGAUACUAAUCACACUGAUGAUACAAAUCAAAAUGAUGAUGCUAAUCAUAUCAAUGAUACUGAAGAUACAAAUCAUACUGAUGAUACUAAUCAUACUGAUCACAAUGAUGAUACUGAUGAUACUACUCAUACUGAAGAUAAUGAUGAUACUAAUCAUACUGAUCCCAAUGAUGAUAGUGAUGAUGAACAUGAUGGAUUUGGAGAUGAUCGAAUGACAAAUGAUAAAGAGGGUUUUGAUGACACAACGGCUGAUGAUGAUGAUGGUGAGGAUAAUGAAGAUGUUCCUUUCAACGACAAUGAAAGCAUAAGAACGACCAACUAUACCGAGAUACGAUGGCCAGUGAAUUUUAACUUUUCUCUCCAUUACCUGAAAUAGAAAAUAAAAUGCUGUGGAAGAUAAAUGUAUUCUCAAUCCUUAUUAGGGUUUCCAUCGCAAGUGAGUUUUACUUUCGCGCAAUUUGGGGUCCUGUAAUUUCCGCGCAAUUCCGCAAAAUACGAGAACAGUUGCGCGCAACGGAAUUCAGAUCGGAAACCCUAAUCCUGAUAUAUUUAGUUUCUGUCAAAUUAUUCUAAAUGCUCUUCAAUUGAAAAAUAAAUUUUCUGAUUUUU
Molecule: messenger RNA, 1609 nt
Organism: Eurytemora carolleeae
Lineage: Eukaryota; Metazoa; Arthropoda; Copepoda; Calanoida; Temoridae
Product: cysteine-rich, acidic integral membrane protein
Exons: 11
Coding region: 207-1376 (389 amino acids)
Source: RefSeq, a predicted model, not a curated record